Messenger RNA from Annulohypoxylon truncatum, 905 nucleotides. RefSeq names its product NPP1-domain-containing protein. Lineage: Eukaryota; Fungi; Ascomycota; Sordariomycetes; Xylariales; Hypoxylaceae. The record is from RefSeq and is a predicted model, not a curated record. Bases 42 to 857 code for a protein of 271 amino acids. The transcript has a single exon.
AUCAGCAAUAGGAGAAGCUUUGGUUCAGUUAUACGGCGACUAUGGCAUUCCGCUGGCAAGCAGGAGCAUUGUUGCUCUUGGUAAACUUGUCAAAUGCAACCCCUUUCCUCCAUUCAAUUCUCGCCCGGGAUCCCCCUCAGAUGCUACCGGCCAAAGCGACAUCGAAUGACCUCAAAUGGCAGCCGGCUAUGGACUUCGACAAGGACUCAUGUUAUAACACGCCAGCAAUCGACGCGCAAGGCAACAUCGCACCCGGUCUAAGUACAAAUAAUGCCGCUGGAGGCGAAGGAUGCCGGGACGCUAGCGAUCUCAUGAAUAACAAUGUGUAUUCUCGGCAGCGCUGUAACAGUGGAUGGUGCGCAUAUCUGUAUGAUUAUUACAUGGAGAAGGACACCAAAUACGAAAACGCUCCUAUCGGCGGGGGACAUACACACGAAUGGGAGCAUAUCGUGAUAUGGGUCAAAGACAACCAGCUGGAGUACGUCGCUGCGUCUAGGCAUGGUGGCUAUACGGUGAAGGAUAAAAACGAUCCCGCCGUUCAGAUUGAUAGUGGAACUCACGCCAAAAUCGUAUAUCACAAGGACGACAGUAGCACACACGCCUUCCGAUUUCCUAAGACCGAUGGAACGGACGAGCCACCGGAGAACGAUUCGGGAAAGUGGUACAUAUCUCCUGGACUUGUGUCAUACAACGGUUUCCCGAGCAUGGAGCUCCGUGAUAAGCUCGUCAGCUAUGACUUUGGCACAGCUACGAUUGCUUUCAAGGAUGCGACGUUCGCUGAUAAUCUCAAGAAAGCUGCGCCUAGUGGCAUUGAGUUUGACUUUGGCCGGGACGAGGAUUCGCCGGGUACUCCUUAAAGAGGAGGCGACACCUGUCGUGCAAAGAUACCUAUAGGUACCUGGUAU